AAAAUUGUGAGUAUUAUAAGACAUGGUAGAAUUGUGAAUACAACAAAUAUAUUUCCAGCUAAAAGCUGUUUUCGCACCAACCUAAUCGAGUUGCGAGCUGCUGAAAGAAACGGCCCAGAGCUUCUUGUUCUCCGGAACAAAACCUUUUAGAAUUUUCGCCAUGGCCUCUGCGGACAAUGGAGCACCGAAGGAACCGGUGGAAAAUGAAAAACAGGGUAGUUGUGCCCAUUGCAACAGACCUGACUCCUACGACAACUACGUUCAGUGUGACCGCUGUCAUGCCUGGUGGCAUUAUUUGUGCGCUGGCGUAAAUGACUCAGUAGCCGACCGGUCGUUCACGUGUGAAGCUUGUUCCCCCGUCAGUGUGUCAUCUCGCGCAUCCUCAUCUAGCAGCAGGGUAGCAGCGAUGCAAAUUCGCCUGCGGGAAAUGGAAGAACAGUUUAAAAAGGCUCGGCAGGAGCUCGAGAAUGAACGACAAGCAUUCGAAAAGGAGAGGAAAUUACUACAACAAGAAAAGGUAAACGACCGCCGUGACGAUCAACGGACCGCCGAAUGGGUCGAGGCACACGGCGGAUACGGGACUAGCGCCAAAGGUCAAACAGCCGACCGGGAAGCAGCUGCAGCUACCGACCCACAUCGCCAGGGAAAUGUACAGGACGUAACCUCCCUCAACCCGGCCGCUAUUUCUUCCGCAAUGCAAGCGGCAAUCAACGCAGCGGUACAAGCGGCCGUGCAAGCGGCAUUCCAAACGGCCAAUCCUACUCGGAUUCAUCAGCAACCGUCUGGUUCCGAAGCGCCGCCUCGAUAUACGGGAGCGGUUCCUAAAUCGAAGCCCAAAGAUCUCUCUUCUACCAGGAUUGGGAAUGAUGAAGUAGGUAGCCUACAAAAAGGUAAACAAGAUACUCCUCUCCCCCCCGAAAAACCAUCAGGUAAGUCGCUCAAAAAUCAAACUCUCACCUCAAAUUACGAUCAGUGGAUCCAAGAAAUUACGAAAAGGUUCGGCAAUACCAACCUAGGCCACCCUACGGCCCCUGAAAUGCCUUCCGUUGGAACUGUCCCUUUGCAACCAGGGCAGCCGGCGAAAUCCAUUCAAAUUUCUACUUCGGAAUGGAACAAAGUUACCAAUGAUGUGCCAAAACUUGAUGCCACUCUUGGCACUGGCCCAAAUUUCAAUAAUUUGAACCUUCCAACUCAGGCAAACGUAUACCCAGUCUCUGUCAAUGCCUUGGGAUCCUUGGGUACGCCGUCAUACAUUCCCACCCCCUCGCAGCUAGCCGCAAGGCAAGUGAUGCCCCGCGAUUUACCGUCGUUCAAUGGUGAUCCCGCGGAUUGGCCCAUGUUCAUAAGUAGUUUUGUCAAUACAACGCUCGCGUGUGGUUAUACCAGUGCAGAAAAUCUUGCUCGUUUGCAACGGAGUUUAAAAGGUGAUGCGUAUGAGGCUGUCAGGAGCCGCCUGUUGCUUCCGGAUACUGUUCCCCAGGUGCUGAACACGUUGCAGUUACUGUAUGGACGUCCGGAGCUGCUGAUAAAUGCGCUUCUUCAGAAGGUUCGAUCGGUUCCAGCCCCGAAAGCAGAAAAACUCGAGACGCUAAUAGAGUUCGGUAUGGCAGUUCAAAGUCUUUGCGACCAUCUGGAAGCGGCUGGUCAGCAUACUCAUCUCUCUAAUCCAACGCUGCUGAUGGAGUUAGUAGAGAAGCUCCCUGCCCACACGAAAAUGGAGUGGGCAUCCUUUCUGCAAAGAUGCCCGGAGGUGAACCUGCAGAGCUUUGGUGUGUUCAUGUCGUCGAUCGUGAUUUCAGCCACAAAAGUGACGGGUUAUGCUGCCGGACUCAAACCGAGUACAUCGGACAAGUACAAAGGGAAGCCAAAAGGAUUCAUCAACGCCCAUGACGGAAACGGAGAAGAAAAGGUGCAAGAAGAUAGAGUGUGUUGUGUAUGUGACGAAUCAGGGCAUCGUGUGACAGAAUGUGAAUUAUUCAGAUCAUUUUCCGUGGACGGCCGAUGGAAGUGCGUGCAGUCCAACGGACUGUGCCGUAACUGUUUGAACGCUCAUGGGAGGAGAAGCUGCCGCUACAGCAGAUGUUGUGGAGUCGGAGGGUGUGAGUUUCGUCAUCAUCCUCUCCUGCACUCGGAUCGAAGCACCAGGACGUCAUAUGAUGGAACGCCCAAGGGAACCGCAAGCAACAACACUCAUCGACCCGCGAAGCAAUCUACGUUAUUCCGCAUUGUUCCUGUUACGCUCUACGGCCCGAAAACUUCAGUCAAGACCUACGCAUUUCUCGAUGACGGCUCGUCAUUCACGCUUGUCGAGGAAGAGCUUAUAUUGGUGAAAGAAGUAAAUACCGCACAGAAGAUGUCGGAUAUGAAAACCUCAGUUCAUCUACGUGGCCAAGUCAAGGCCAAAAUAACGCGCAUUCGUAAAGCGAUUGAGGAGGCUAACGCGACAAAUGCUCAAUAUGACUCCGCGCAAUUGAAAAUGUUUUCCCACAAUCUGGAAAAUCAUUACAAAGAGUUCUUGAACAUCCAUCAUCAUGUGGUGGCAGUGUGCCCUCCCGAGAGAAUUGAUGAGCAAGAUCAAGUAUACCUGGUGUUCGAAACACAAUUCAAUGAAACCUAUGUGUUGCUGGAACGAGCAAUACAGGCAAGCCGUGACCGUUCCGUGGUCCAACCGCAAGUGCAAACCAACGAAAGCCCUCGCAUCAUUGUUCAGCAGCAGCCAUUAAAGGCUCCAAUUCCAACUUUCGAUGGCAAACCAGAAAAUUGGCCUCGCUUUAAAACCAUGUUUUCGGAUGUGAUGCGAUCCUCCACCGACUCAGAUUGCAUCAAGCUGUACCAUCUCGAACGCUCUCUAGUAGGAGCAGCUGCUGGCAUUAUCGACGCACGCACUCUCAAUAACAACAAUUACGCCCACGCUUGGGAAAUUCUCGAAGACCGUUUCGAGAACAAACGGGUAAUCGUUGAUAUCCAUAUCCAAGGUUUAUUAAGUCUCCGUCGUCUGAACCGGGAAAAUCAAAAAGAGCUACGAGAACUCAUCGAUGAAGUGACUCGGCACGUCGAUGGACACAAAACGCCCAAUGGAGGUAUGUACGAACAGAUGAGAAUCCAGCUGAUGUGGUAUCCCGCGGCCAACUACCACAACAGCUUGCCGUGA
Aedes albopictus (Asian tiger mosquito) is the source of this 3151-nucleotide messenger RNA. RefSeq lists its product as uncharacterized. The transcript is spliced from 3 exons. The record is from RefSeq and is a predicted model, not a curated record. Lineage: Eukaryota; Metazoa; Arthropoda; Insecta; Diptera; Culicidae. Bases 161 to 3151 code for a protein of 996 amino acids.